Molecule: messenger RNA, 4811 nt
Organism: Pelobates fuscus (common spadefoot toad)
Lineage: Eukaryota; Metazoa; Chordata; Amphibia; Anura; Pelobatidae
Gene: RBSN
Product: rabenosyn, RAB effector
Exons: 12
Coding region: 189-2516 (775 amino acids)
Molecular function (GO): metal ion binding
Source: RefSeq, a predicted model, not a curated record
GCCAGGCUUCCUCAGGGGCGCCGAGCGAAUCGAUUCAGGAGUGACAGCCAGGGCGCUGAGCAGGGUUCUGCUGGUAGACAAUAAAGAUGUGUCAUCUGCCUUCAUGUCGCAGAGAAUGAAUCUGCUGGCACCUAAAAACAAAAUUUGUGUGGACCAUACAGAAGAGAGGCUGGUGAACCUGUGACAUCAUGGCAGCUCAGUACAAUGCACCAUUCGAUGAACAUGGAGAGGUGAGGGAGGGUUUCCUCUGCCCUCUGUGUCUGAAGGAUUUGCAGUCAUUCUACCAACUUCAGUACCAUUAUGAAGAGGAACACUCCAGCGAUGAUCGAGAUGUAAAGGGACAGCUGAAGAGUCUGGUGAAAAUUGCCAAGAAGGCUAAAGACAAGCUGCUGAAGAGAGACGGGGCAGAGCGUGCUGAAGGUGGAAGCCAGGAACGAUAUGAAGCAUUCAGCUAUGGCGGGGUGGAUCCAUGUCUAUGGGACCCACAGGAGAUCGGAGCUACAAGGAGCCACCUGUCCGAUUUCAAGAGACAUCGAGCCGCUCGGAUUGACCAUUACGUGGUGGAAGUGAACAAACUCAUCAUACGAUUAGAAAAGCUGACCUCAUUUGACCGGGUGAAUAGUGACUCUGCCAGGAUAAGAGCCAUUGAGAAGUCUGUGGUUCCCUGGGUAAGUGAUCACGAUGUUCCGUUCUGCCCGGACUGCGGGAAUAAGUUCACCAUUCGUAACAGGCGUCAUCACUGCCGGCUGUGCGGCUCCAUUAUGUGCAAGAGAUGCACAGAACUUGUCACGCUCGCACUUGCUAAUAAACUAACCAGCGCCAGCAAGCACUCCCUGUCAUCUCAUGGCAGCCCUAACCUAUCGCCCAGUAGCAGCACUCAGACCUCCCGCAGGGGCAGUAUUAGUAGCCUUGGAAGCGUGAGCUCCGUCCUUGAGGACAAGGAUGAUGACAAGAUCCGCUGCUGCCUGCAUUGCAAGGACACACUUCUCAAAAGGGAAAUGCAGAUGGAUGAGAAAGACCACACGCCUGAUAUUGUCAAGCUCUACCAGAGACUUCGAAGCUGUAUGGAGAAGGUAGAACAGAAGGCUCCGGAAUAUAUAAAAAUGGCCCAGUCAAUAAAUGCGGGUGAGACAACCUACAAUUUGGAACAUGCCAAUAAUGUACGGAUAGAGGUGCAGAAACACUACGAAUUAAUAGAUGCUUUGAGCAAGAAGAUUCUAACUCUAGGAAUGAAUGAAGAGCCUAAACCUCACCCCAAAACCCAGCAACUGCAGAAGAUGGUUAGAUACUCAGCCACACUAUUUGUGCAGGAGAAACUCCUGGGUUUAAUGUCACUGCCAACUAAGGAGAAGUAUGAGGAGCUGAAAGAGACGCGUCGGCAGGAGAAUGAGCAGAGAAUGCAGAAGGACCGGCAGGCCGCUUUUGAAGCACAAAGAAGAGGUGAGGAGAGAAAGAAAGAUCCUGCUGUUCGCUCUUCCAAUGCACUCAAUGGAGAUCUGUCACCUAAGAGAGGCAUCCGGAAGGUGGAGGGUUGGCUUCCAACACCUGGAGCCCCCCGAAACCGAGAGACCUCAGACCCACUUCUUCAGCAGAUUGAGAAUAUCACCUCAUACAUUCUGCAGGCAAGAGAGGCUGGCCGGGUGGAUGAGGUACAAAUGCUGGAAGAGAAUCUGAGACAGCUCCAAGAGGAGUACGACCAACAGCAGGUAGAAACCGCCAUACGCAUGUCCAAACAGCUAGCUGAAGAGGAGGAAAUGCAACGGGAGCAGCUGGAGGUGCUGAGGAUAAAAGAAGAGAAACGAGAGCAUCUCAAGGGCUUGACGAAACACACCAGGACUCAUUCACUGGACUUCAGAGAGCCAGCACAGGUAUCAAUCUGGCAAGACAACCAGACCUCAGCCCUUGACCUGGAGCUCCCUAAACUACCAUCCAGCCCUCUUCUGACUUCCCCUUCUCCUGUAUUAUCUCAAGAUAGAAUGUUAACUGAGCCCAGUUUUAAUAUCUCUAAUCAUCCUCCAUGUCUUUCUCCUUUACUGCCCAAUGUAAUUGUUGACAAAUGUACACCCCCAAAUCCAUUUGAAGAUGAAGACAAUGAGCCAUCACCUCCCCUGCAAAACUAUAUUCAGCAGAAUGGCCGUAGAGAAUAUAACCCGUUUGAAGAUGAUGAUGAUGAUGAUGAUGAGAAUAAUGAAAUGGAUGUAGAGAGCAAGAAAGGGUCGGAAACCAUUCCAUCCAACCCCUUUGAGGACACAAAGCACAAUUACUGGGAGCCUGUGUCCUCUAAAAAUCCCUUUGUUGAUAAACCUUCUGGGUCGGGGAACCCUUUUGAGGAAGACGAGGAAUCCCCGGGAAAUGAGGCAAUAGACGAAGAUCUACUCCUACAGCAGAUUGAUAACAUCAAAGCUUACAUCUUUGAUGCUAAACACAGUGGCCGCCUGGAUGAGGUUGAGGUAUUAACAGAAAAUCUAAGAGAAUUAAAGGCAACACUGGCAAAGCAGAAGAGCCUGAACAAGUGACCAAAGUUGGAGUAGAAAUUCUCCUGGGCAGAGGAGAAUCCAGCAUCCAUUUUUAGGCCAGCAACAUCUUGAAUCACUUUGCAUAUCACAAAAACUUGUAGCUCUGGGAGCCAGAAGGAUUAUUAUCCUAUGUGUUUCUGAGUCCAGAUCAGCCUGGCGUGCCAAACAGGUUUAACACCCAGCUUUACCAGGCUAGAUCACAGCUGUAUUUGGCAUGCAGGUAAUUACAAUUGAAGGGCAUCAAUGUGAAGUGUUGUGAUGCAGUGUGACAGCAGAUUCUGCAUAUUCCUACUCCAUAUUAUGUUGCGCCUUACUAUCAGCCUCUCACAUAAACAUUUUUUUUUUUUAAAGGCUGUAACAUGUUCCACUUAAAGCUACUCUUAAUAGGUUAGUAUAAUUUGUAUAUUGUAUGCAAGGGAAUGCUUUAAAUAUUCUUGUAACUUAUUAAGCCACAUUUGAAAAAUAACAAAUACAUGUUUAAUUUUGCAUUCCAUUCUUUUAUGAUGAUGCAAUCGGUCACCCGUCAGUCUGGAACACGUAAAGAGAUAAAAAUCUCUUUUAUUGGGGAUCAUGUGCAUUUAGUGUGUAUCAAAUGAUGCAAGAUGGCGAGCCACAAACAUGUGCAAAACAAAAUGCGCAAUAGGUCUUUAAAACCCGGCGUGUCGCUAUAGUAACCUCUAUAAAAUAAUUCAAAAUGUUUAUCUUGGGAAUAAGCAUAAAUUAUAUUAACCCAUCAAGUCAAUUGAUCUUUAAUGUUGGGACAUCUUGUGAUUCAGCUAUUGCAUUUAGGAAUAAAACUACAAAGAACAAGUACACUGACAUUGAUACUGUCUUCAAGAUCUAUAUUUAUAGAGAACACUACAGCAUGAAGAGGCAUAGUUCAUGGAGGGUAUUCAUUCCAGACUGUGAGCAUUGCACUGAUGGCGUUUAAAGCUUAAUGUCAUAUUGGGUCUUUAUAUUCAGUAAUCGAGUUAGUGACUUCUAGUUACCGGUAAGUAUUGACUUCUACUUCUCCUGCAGAGAAAAUAGUGCAUCCAAUACCCCACUUCCUCCUACAUGAAAGAGCACUUUAUACAUCUCUCUGAUAAAAUAUACAUAUGUUUACAGAACAUAUUUGAAGUUGUGUGGGAUGAGUCAGACCGAUUCUCAGUACUUCCAGAUAGGUUUCAUACAGUGGUUCAAUGAGUUCAACCAAUAACGAUUCCUCUGUCUUCUGAUAACCAGCUCAUGAAAUUUGAGAUCUCUUUAAUUGUAUUGAGCUAAUGCUAAGUAUUUUUGCCAUUCUCAGACAUAUGUUAAAAGUCUAUUUUGAUCUGUUGGCUUUAACUUUUAUAUUUGGGGGUCUCCGUUUAUUUGGGUCAGUGCCAUUAAGCAAAUCCUAAUGCUGAUCCCAUGAGAAACAAGAUCAAUGGGUGAAUAGUUUAAAGGGGGGGGGGGUAUCACUGUAAUAGAACAUUUACAUGGAAUGCUCCCUCCCAUCGUGCUCUGGGUAUUGGAAUUUUCAUGGUAAAGUUAUGUUCCUGUACCAUCUUUUGUAGUUAAUACUUAAAUCCUUUACUAUUGCUCAUAAGAUAUGGUAAGAACAGCUCUUUGACCACUUGUGUAUAUAAAGGUAAAUCUCUUUUUAACCUUUCAUCUUCCACAUUGGAAGAUUCAGGGUUAUUUUCCUUUAAGAACAUUAGUUGUUUUUUAUUUUUUAUUUUCUUCUACUACUUAAUUUUCCUAAUGAGCAAAGAUACAAACUCUAGGACAAGGAUAUUUAUCUCCCAUGAUGCUUUGUCAGCAUAGCUUUCUGCAUCGUUGGAGCAAAUAUCCAAACUCCAGGGAUAGCCAGUGAUUGUCAUGUAAUUUCCCACGAUGCUUUGCAAGUUCUGCUGGAAAGGAUAAUGCGAUAUGUCAAACUGCACCUCCAUGAUGCUUUGCCAUCUUUUGUGGAUCUACAAUAGUUGGUAAAGCACCCUCUCUUGGCUAUCCAUGCAUGCACUCAGGGGAUAAACAGUGCAUUACCCACAGAGUUUAUUAUAAGUGAGGAUAAAAUUGAAUACAGGUUGGAAACUUUGGACAAAUGUUUGAAACUCUAUCAACUGUCCACAGCUCACUGUUUGUUGAAUAACCCCUAAAUUAAAUCCAAGGAGGACCCCUGUAUUCAAUUGCCACGUCAUUUCUACCUGUGGCAUCCUUUUUCUAUGUAAUGCAUAUCGGCUGUCCAUUGGCAAUGGGCUUACUUUUUAAUUUAAAGCACAAUUAUUUUAUUAUUAUUAUUAUUACUGAAGUUCUAUUAUAUGCUAGUAUUAC